Molecule: messenger RNA, 1293 nt
Organism: Dracunculus medinensis (Guinea worm)
Lineage: Eukaryota; Metazoa; Nematoda; Chromadorea; Rhabditida; Dracunculidae
Source: the annotation of a GenBank genome assembly
AUGACCUCCAUCCACCAGAUUGUGGAAGAACAACGAAAUUUUUUUCGAACAGGAAUUACGAAGAAAUUGGAACACCGUAGACAACAACUCAUAGCACUACGAACAUUAGUAGAAAAAGAAGAGAGGGUGUUAACUGAAGCUGUUUAUAAGGAUCUUCGACGAAUGCCAAAGAUAACGUAUGGUAUGGAGUUACUAUCUGUAUUUCUGGAAAUCGAUUACAUGCUGGAUAAUCUUGAUAAGUGGACUUCACCUCAAGUGGUAGAAAAAACGUUUUUGUCGCUACUAGAUUCACUGAGUAUUGUUAAAGAUCCACUUGGAGUCGUGCUUAUUAUUUCAGCUUGGAAUUAUCCUUUAUAUGUCGUCUUUCUUCCACUUAUUGCAGCUAUUGCAGCAGGUAACACAGCAGUAAUAAAGACAGCUGAAAGAGCACCAAACACAGCCAAGGUUUUAGCUGAUCUGUUUUCGCGACACUUCGAUCCACAUUUCUUAACUGUGAUUACUGGUGAUGCUGUCGUUUGCGCCAAUUUACUUGCUGAACGAUUCGAUCACAUUUUCUUUACUGGCGGUCAAGAAAUAGGAAAAAUCAUAUUGGCUGCAGCUGCUAAAAAUCUCACCCCUGUGACCCUCGAACUUGGCGGCAAAUGUCCAGUGGUGGUAGAAAGCGAUGCUGAUAUCGAGAUUACUGCUCGUCGUAUUGCCUGGGGGAAAUGGACGAAUUGUGGGCAAACAUGUAUAUCACCAGAUUAUAUUUUAACAUCGCAGGCUUUGAAAGCUAGUCUUGUUGAAGCGAUAAAAAAAGCCCUGAGCCAAUUUUAUUCUCCAAAUCCAAAGUCCUCACCAGAUUAUAAUCGUUUGGUCGAUGAGACACAUUUUGACAUUCUUUAUCAGUGGGGUGAGUUUGAUCGUGAUGAUCUUUUUAUGCCACCUAUUAUCUUAGAUUCCUCAAAAAACGAUGCGAUUAUGGAAGGCGAGAUAUUUGGCCCAAUACUUCCAAUAGUUACCGUUACUGGCUUAGAUGAAGCCAUUGAAUUCAUAAAUUCCAAGGAAAAACCUCUUGCUGCUUAUUUAUUCACUCGUAAUGAGUCUAAAGUUCGGCGAUUUUGUAGUGAAACGUCUAGUGGUGGUGUUUGCAUUAAUGAUGUUUGCAUACAUUUGAUUGUGGACACUUUACCAUUUGGUGGUGUUGGUUAUAGCGGCAUGGGUCGUUACCACGGAAAAUUUGGUUUCGAUACAUUCACACAUGAAAAGAGUGUGGUGAAGCGGAUGUUUUUUGGCGAAACGCUCUUUGGGUAG